Messenger RNA from Humulus lupulus (European hop), 537 nucleotides. RefSeq lists its product as uncharacterized. The transcript is spliced from 2 exons. NCBI's taxonomy places the organism in Eukaryota, Viridiplantae, Streptophyta, Magnoliopsida, Rosales, Cannabaceae. Bases 1 to 537 code for a protein of 178 amino acids. The record is from RefSeq and is a predicted model, not a curated record.
AUGUAUUUUCCCACAGUCUCUUUAUCUGUGAACAAAAAUAAUGCCUCCAUUCAAAUUCUUAGUGCCUCCAACUACAAGAAGUGGAAACGAGAUGUAGACUUUAGUUUGGAGAUAAUGGACUUGGACUUCUGCUUGCGAGAAGAUAAACCUGGUGCUCCUAUUGAUUUAAGUACUACUACCCAAAGAAUUCUCUAUGGACAAUGGGAAAAGUCAAAUCGUCUUAGUCUCAUUGCUAUGAAAAUAUCAAUUCCUGAACAUCUAUUUAGUGGUUUGCCAAACACUAAAGAUGCCAAAACAUUUGUCAAAGCUAUGGAAAAAAUGUAUGACACUGGUGAAAAUGCAGAAGCUGGACAUCUUAUGGAUGAAAUAACAGCCAUCAAGUAUGAUGAAUCUAAGGGAGUGAGAGAUUUUAUUCUGAAAAUCAUGAAUGUUCAAUCCAAGUUGAAAGAACAUAAAAUUCUUCUACCUGAUACUUACAUUAUUCAUCAUGCUCUUCACACACUUCCUGCCUCUUUUAGUCUCAUUAAGACAGCUUAG